AAACUGGAAUGGGAUUUUGGGGGUGCGCUGUACGCCCCUCGGCGUACUUUAGCGCUAUCCUUUUCCUUCUCGGUCAUUCCGUUUGCUCUCUUUAUUCCCGUAACCUGCAGCCGAAAUCCCUCCUUCUCUUGGUCGCCGCAUAGCUUUCAACGAAUCUGAGAGAUCCUUUCGAUAUCUCUUCGUCUUUCCAUCGGCCCCGGGGCUUUUUUCGAGAUCGCGCAAUUUCGGUCUGAUUUCAUCGGUUCUCGCUCUUGUUGAAGGUCUCCAAUUACUUCAGGUUGUAGUUGUGAGAGCAAGUUGGAGAAUGCGAGGAUACGACAUAGAUGAACCUGAAAACUACGACGAAUAUGAGGAUGAAGAAGAUCAAUAUGAAGAAGAAGGUGAAGGUGAGGAGUAUGAAGAGGAGGAAUACGAAGAGGAAGAAGAACGGAAACCUACAAAGGAGGAGCUGGAUUAUCUUGAAUUAAGGCAGCGUCUUAAAGAAUCAUUUAGAAAGAAUAGGAAGAAGGAGGGUGGUCCUACUGGUUCUAAUUCACAAGAGAGGAAGAAAAAGCUUCCGUAUGACAACUAUGGAUCUUUCUUUGGGCCGUCUCAGCCUGUUAUUGCACAAAGAGUUAUUCAAGAAAGCAAGUCAUUUUUAGAAAAUCCGAAUUUGGCGUUGAGGUUUUCAAGCUCCCAGCAGGGAAACAAGAAAACAUCUGUUUCAACCACCACAGGAUCAAAUAAUGGAGUGCAUAAGCAGCCUAAAGUCAUAAGUGCGGUAAAAAGGAAAGUUGAAACUAUUAAGCAUGCAAGAGAUUAUUCCUUUCUGUUAUCUGAUGACACAGAGCUCCCGGCUCCUGCUAAAGAGUCUGCACAACAAAAUAUGUCUGCGCGAAGUUCUGAGGCACGACCUGCUAAAGUUCAGAUAAAGAGCAAACCACCAUCGGGCAAUAAUGGCAGAAAUGCUUAUGGUGACAACUAUGAAAGGAAAGCGCCAUCUUCAAAUGGUCAAAUGCAUCCAAAAUCAUACAAGUCGAGCUCUGCCAAUAAACUCAAUCGGACAUCGAUGGAUUCUAGAAAGCAGCUUGGUAGCAACAAUGCGGUCGGACCUGGCCGGCCUGUGGGUCCGAAAGCUUUGCCAUCUAAAGCUCCUGUUGCCACCUUGGUGAAGAAGGCUUCUGCACCUGGAGCCAGAGAUUCACUGCCUGGUUCACAUAAACCUCUGCCCUCUUCAAAGGUGCAGUCUGCUGUCGUAAAGAAGCACUUGGAACAGAAGAAGGGGUUACAAGAUCCUAACAAGGGUAAAGUAAUGUCGAAACAGUUGGCAGCUCCCAUGAAACCUCAUGUAAACAAGCCAAUCAAACCAAUUUCAUCUCAUGUGACGCAUGAUCACCGCCCCAAGAAAAGGCCUGCAAGACGGUUCUCUGAUGACGAAGAUGAUCCCGAGAAGGCUCUGAGUAUGAUCAGGAAAAUGUUCAAUACUGACAGAUUUGCUGGUCGUGAUGAUAACGACAGUGACAUGGAAGCAAACUUUGAUGAUAUUAUGAAGGAAGAAAAGAGAAGUGCAAAAAUUGCAAGAAAAGAGGACGAAGAGCAACUUCGUUUGAUAGAGGAAGAGGAGCGACGUGAGCGGAUGAGGAAAAAGUUGAAGCGAUGAUGAAAAAAAAAAUUGAAGCAGCACCAGUUUAUGAGGCAAUAGCAAAUGCACAAUCCGCAGGACUGUCUCCCAUAGUCCAAAAAUAAAUAGUCUUAUUUUUUUAGUUAUGGAAUCCUAUUAUAGCCCCUUUUCCUUUUAAAAUAUGCUUGUUGCAUUGGUUCCCGAUUGUAGUGACAUAACUGAGUCUAGGAGUAAUUUUGUUGUCAAUUGUAUCUGGAAGGUUCUCUCCGUUCUCUGUGCUGUCUUUAGGACCUUGUAUUUCUUUUCUUUUUCUCUGGUAAGUGGUAACAAGGCUGAUGUCCCAUUCAUUGUUAGGGAACUCAAAUUGUGACAAUGGGAGCCAUGCUCUAUUUUUCUAACCGAUAACCUUUUUAGUUUGGGA
Tripterygium wilfordii is the source of this 2021-nucleotide messenger RNA. RefSeq names its product histone H3.v1-like. Gene Ontology annotation, cellular component: nucleolus. Gene Ontology annotation, molecular function: DNA binding; histone binding. The transcript has 10 exons. NCBI's taxonomy places the organism in Eukaryota, Viridiplantae, Streptophyta, Magnoliopsida, Celastrales, Celastraceae. The record is from RefSeq and is a predicted model, not a curated record. The coding region runs from base 305 to 1639 and encodes 444 amino acids. Gene Ontology annotation, biological process: regulation of DNA-templated transcription; nucleosome assembly.